Molecule: messenger RNA, 1589 nt
Organism: Eriocheir sinensis (Chinese mitten crab)
Lineage: Eukaryota; Metazoa; Arthropoda; Malacostraca; Decapoda; Varunidae
Product: peptidyl-tRNA hydrolase ICT1, mitochondrial-like
Exons: 5
Coding region: 45-650 (201 amino acids)
Biological process (GO): mitochondrial translational termination
Cellular component (GO): mitochondrial large ribosomal subunit
Molecular function (GO): translation release factor activity
Source: RefSeq, a predicted model, not a curated record
AUUGGGCUGAAAGUGCGGUACUCGGCUCACAACACAACACGGUCAUGCUCCCUUCGGCCUCCCUUAUUUUACCCUCCCUGGCGCGGAGUUUAGCUCCCCGCCGCCUCCUGCACGGGUCAGCGAGGGCGUGGGGCUACAGGAGCGCCAUCAGCCUGGAUAAAAUAUACCCAGACAGCGAUCUUGACCCCACCAAGCCGCAACCGAUUCCCAAGACGCAGGGACUCAACUUCUCAGGCUACGUUCCGAUGGACCAGGUGCAGGUGACAUACUCGCGCAGCAGUGGUCCCGGUGGCCAGAACGUCAACAGGAUUAACACUAAGGUUGACCUGCGCUUCCACCUGGCCUCGGCGGACUGGCUCUCCCCUGAACUGAAGGAGAGGGUGGCAGCCAAGCACAAGACGCUCAUCACCAAGGAGGGCUUCAUGGUGGUGCGUUCCGACAAGACGCGUUCCCAGCAGCUCAAUCUGGCCGAGGCGUUGGACAAGCUGCGUCACCUCAUCUACGUGGCGGCCUUUGUCCCCGCCGCACCCCAGGCCGAGGAUGUGGAGCGAGCCAGAAGGAGACACGAGGCCGCCACCAGGGAGCGUCUGCGGCAGAAGAAGGAGCGAUCCAUCAACAAGCAGUAUCGCCGGGCACCAGAACUGACCUAAGCAAGAGUGUGCCAGACAUGGGACAAGAAGGAUGUGUUUGUUUAUUCACUUGGUAAAGAGCGUCACUUGAUCGCUGAAUUGAGGUGAAAAAGUGGACAGCUGUGUGUACAUAUUAUUGUAAAAAGCUAAGUGGAAGUAUGAGACUGAACAAGUGUGUGUAUUAGUGUGUGAAAUUUGAUCUUGUGUAAAAGUUCGACCCCCAAAAGGCAGUGUGUAAAAUUUGAUCUUGUGUAAAAGUUCGACCCCCAAAAGGCAAUGACAUGUUUAGUUAGUGUCCUUGUAGAGUUGAUAUUUAAGAAAGGUCAACUAAAACAUUUUAUUUGAAGACGUAAAACUUGAUCCUAUGUAAAAGUUCGACCCUCAAAGUUCAAGUGGUGUCCUUAUAGAAGUUGACAGUUCAGAAAGGUCAACUAAAACAUGUUAUUUGAAGAUCUAAAACUUGAUCUCUUUUAAAAGUUCGACGUCCAAAGGCAACGACAUGUUCAAUCAGUGUCCUUGGUAAGUUGAUAUUUAGAAAGCUUACCUAAAACAUGUUAUUUGAAGACCUAAAACUUGAUCUCAUGUAAAAGUUCGACCCCCAAAUGGCACUUACAUGUUCAGUUAGUGUCCUUGUUAAGUUGAUAGUUAAGAACGAUAACCUAAAACAUGUUAUUUGAAGACCUUAUUUUGCACUGUGUCAAUAAAAUACACACCCAAUUAUCGUGUCCAUACGUUUAUUGGGUUCCUCUUUCCGUAACAAGAAAACGCGUCGAAACAUGUCGAGGAUAUGUACAAAAAUGACCUACUUGUUUUUUUUAUUAUUCAAACUCAACACUUACGGAAAUAACAAAGAACUUGGAAAAAAGGAAUUAAAAUGGAUGGAGUGAUGGAAGGGUCUUAGGGGUACACACACACACACACACACACACACACACACACACACACACAUACAUACAUACA